AUCGCUGUGAGCACUGAAUGGCUUCCAGAGCUCCACGAUCAGGGAGCAAAAACCUUACAUCCCUCAUAAAAGGUAGGAAACCGUGCGAUCUAUAAGCCGAUUUGGCAGAGGCAGCGGCUGUUGGUGCCAAGAUUUGGUUCCUGACCCGCAGCUUCCUGUUUUUAAAUCUAUUAAUUGAUUUGCAAAGAGCAUCUUUUGGAAACAAGGACUCCGACAGCCUGGCACAGGCUGGAGCUCCGCCAAGACUGCUUGGGAAGCUUGCCAUGCGGGGAGCGAGCGAGCGCGGGAGCGAGCGAGCCGAGGGAAGAAAAAAAGGCAAGACUUGGCACGGCGCAGUCAAAUCAGCUUCUUUUGUCUGCUUCCUCGGUUUGAGCUUCAGGAAAGAAAACCGUCCUGGGGUACAGAGAAACUCAGAACUUUUUUUUUCCCCUGGUUUUCAAACUUAGCUGGCUUUUUAAGUCUCCUGGGUUGUCCGAAAGUGGUGGCACACAGAAUGAUGCUCGGUUGGCAGCGGUGAGAGAAAUAAGGCUUCUUCAAUGAAGCCUCCACAAUGUCAGGUUACACAUGUGAAAUACGAUAUUUGAUUUUUUUUUCCUUUUUUUUUUUUUCUUGUGUGCAUGUCUGAGUAAACUGUAAGGGAGCCAAAGAACUUGGAAGAAUACAGAGGGAAUGCUGAAAUCAAGAGGGAGAAAUUCUGUUUUGUUUUGUUUUUUUUCCCUUUUUGCGGCAACAAAAAAGUUUUUGUUGACACAAAUUUGCUUUAAAACCAAAUCUGACCUCCUCCGGAAUGUGUUCAGAAUGGGAAUUUCAACAUUUCUCUCAUACGUGCUGCAGAUGUUAACUUUGAACCGAACGUCCUUAAAGCUUCCGUCCGACUCAGCGUUGGAGUAAGAGUAGAGACAAAGUUGGGACAUCUUAAUGCGAAAGAACGAAUGCUGCUAUCCUGCCUAUUAGGCCCGGAUGUGGUUGGAUUGUACUCCUCCUGCUCUGACAGUCAGCAUUGUUAUUUCAGAGUAACUGUAAGGCAUAGAUUGUUAUGGAUCGUCAUCACUUAUAAUAAACAUCAUGUCAAUGGGAACAGAAUGGUAGAACCUUUUCCAGAGGGAACUCAGAUGGCUAUAUUUGGUAUGGGCUGUUUCUGGGGAGCUGAGAGGAAGUUUUGGAGACAGAAAGGAGUCUACUCCACCCACGUGGGUUAUGCAGGAGGGUAUACUCCGAAUCCUACCUACAAAGAAGUCUGCUCAGGUAGAACUGGCCACACAGAGGCUGUACGAGUGGUAUAUCAGCCAGAAAACAUCAGCUUUGAGAAACUGCUCAAGGUCUUCUGGGAGAAUCAUGACCCGACACAAGGAAUGCGGCAAGGUAAUGACAUUGGCACUCAGUAUCGCUCAGCCAUCUACACCUUUUCCCAAGAACAGAUGGAAGCUGCUUUGAAAUCUAAGGAAGAAUAUCAAAAGGUAUUGACAGAAAGCGGUUUUGGUGCCAUCACAACAGAAAUCCGGGAGGCUCCGGAGUUUUAUUAUGCUGAAGAUUACCAUCAGCAGUACCUCAGCAAGAACCCCAGUGGAUACUGUGGCCUCGGGGGAACGGGGAUUUCCUGCCCAAUUGGGAUCAAGAAAUAGCCUGUGCUCGUGGCACCCCCAAUGCUUUGUCCUAAGGGGGGGUUUCUGAAAGGGCUGACAACACUGAGAGGUGUUCCAAUACCCACAGCAUCAGUGCAUCAAGAUGUAGGACGCCCAGUAGGAUGGCUUUGUGUGAUCUGAGCAGCUUCCCAUUCAUUGAGAUUAAAAGCCAAAGAGAUUUGGAAAUUUUGCUUGCUGGCCAAUGCAGCUUCUUGCUCUGUGGAGGUCCCUGGUUUCCUUGUACACUUGAAAUAUGGAGAGGAAAGAAACUUUUUAAAGUUUGGCUUGAAAUGCUGUUAAAGGGAUGGAUUAUGGGGUGGCUGCACCCGUUAAGCACUUUGCAUCGCUAAUGUCUAUAGGCAUACUUAUUUUCUUAGACUGAUGAAUUUGUUCAUGCUUUAGCUUUGAUUUCUGGAGACAUGGCUGAGCUCAUCUUAGCUUUCACAACCCUGUAAUUUGAUGUCUUUGAGAAUGAUGAAUUUAGAAGAUCAGUAAUUCUCUCACAAUUCCACUUCCGCUGCAACGUGUAAUAGCACCUAUAGUGCCUAUUUUCUGGAGCAAUUUUAGACAGAAAAAGUAAAAACUGUAACUUGAUACUUCUUUUUGACAGUUCCAAAAAAUGUACAAACACUGAAAGAAAUCAAUUUGGUUUCCUGCACUGCAAUAAAUUACAGAGACAGGAAAGAAAAA
Coturnix japonica (Japanese quail) is the source of this 2312-nucleotide messenger RNA. It is a transcript of the gene MSRA, whose product is annotated as methionine sulfoxide reductase A. The record is from RefSeq and is a predicted model, not a curated record. Gene Ontology annotation, biological process: cellular response to oxidative stress. Gene Ontology annotation, cellular component: cytoplasm. Lineage: Eukaryota; Metazoa; Chordata; Aves; Galliformes; Phasianidae. Gene Ontology annotation, molecular function: peptide-methionine (S)-S-oxide reductase activity.